ACGCCCGCCUGGCUAACCAAAUUUGGGCAAAAUGCCCGACGCCCUCCACGUGCUCGUGGUCGCGGACAUCCGCAACGCGAUCGCCCGCGUCAACGAUCUGUGCGAUUACGUCAUCCGCCACCGCUCCGUAGACGUCGUCCUCGUCUGCGGCAGCUUCGUCGCGCCGGCCGGGCUCCAAUCGCCCGAGGAGCUCGCGGCCGCUGAAGGCGACAUGACGGCGCUCAUCUCGCGCCUCGAGAUGAUCGUUUGCCGCGUCGUCUACGUGCCUGGCCCAUAUGACCCGAGCUCGACCAAGCGCCCGACAACUAAGCCGUUCCUGCCCAAGCUCACGCCCUAUUCGAUCAACUGCGACGGCGCGCCGACCGUGCUCUUGCCCGAGACCGAUGGCGGCCGCACGUCGCUCUCGGAACUCGUCGUUGAGGGAUGGUCGUCGGCCAUCGAUGGUCAUGUGGCCAUGGAGCUCCGAACCAAGUACGCGAUUGACGAGAGUCAAUGUAGCGUGUACCGCAAGCUGGCGCGGCUGCCGUGGUGUUGCCGCAUUGGCCUGAGCGAGCGCAGCCUCGGCAGCGUCGACUGGAUAGAGAAAGGCCAAGUGUUGCUGCGCCCUGGUUGGUUCUCGUCCGGGUCGUUUGCCCUUGUCGAGUUUGGCCCUCGAACGCUUGGCGCAGACACGGAAGACGAAGAAGAGGACGAAGAGCCCGCGUGGGACGUCAAGGCGUGUGAGGUGUUUCAUCUAGAUGACGAGUUUCAAGGCUAAUGCUAGACGGUCGGAUUGCAAUGUGUGGUCGCCACGCUGUUUGGCGGAAGGGAAUUUGCACGAGUUUGGACACAGGUG
Molecule: messenger RNA, 835 nt
Organism: Saprolegnia parasitica CBS 223.65
Lineage: Eukaryota; Oomycota; Saprolegniomycetes; Saprolegniales; Saprolegniaceae
Exons: 2
Coding region: 32-757 (241 amino acids)
Source: RefSeq, a predicted model, not a curated record